AUGACUUGUGGGAGAUGUGAAAGCCAUAAUCCGGUAAAUCCGUGUCGAGAUGGAUUGGGACUUUACCAUGGUUAUAGAGGAGUUGGACACGUGUCCUGGAAACGUCCUAAGAAGGUCAACCGGAAUACUACCAAGGGACAACAACAAAGUUGUGUGUUCACUAAAACAACGGGUGAUACCGAUAGAUCUGACGGUUUGGGAAUUGGUAAGCGAAAGAUCGGGUGUUACAUAUUGGUUGCCGGUAUUGGAACUGGUGGCACUGUCACCGGCACUGAACGUUACCUAAAAAUGAUGAACACCAACAUAAAGGUGGUUGGUGUGGAACCUGCUGACAGAAGUAUAAUCUCAGGAGACAAUCCAGGUUUCAUGCCAAACAUUUUGGAUAUCAAACUGCUCGACGAAGUUAUCAAGGUAAUGGUGGGUUUACAAUUUGAACCAUUUAUUGAAGAUUUGACCUCUCUUGUUAAAUCUGGGGAAGUACCAAUAAGCAGAAUUGAUGAUGCUGUUGAGCGAAUUUUGAGAGUGAAGUUUGCCGCUGGUCUUUUUGAAUUUCCUUUUAGUGACAGAUCUUUGCUAGAUAUGGUUGGAUGCAAGCAACAUAGAGAUCUAGCACGCGAAGCAGUUCGAAAGUCCUUGGUUCUGUUGAAAAAUGGAAAAGAUAUUAGCAAACCCUUUCUUCCAUUAGAUAGGAAAGCAAAGAGAAUCCUUGUUGCUGGGACUUAUGCCGAUGAUCUUGGAUUUCAGUAUGGAGGUUGGACCAAAACUUGAUAUGGAUGUAGUGGGAGUAGUACCAUUGAUUUUCUAAUUUUGUAGAUCUAAAUGCCACAAGAACUUCAAAAUGAAGAGGAAUCCUCGGAAAGUAAAAUGGACCAAGGCGUAUAGGCGAGUGCAUAGAAAGGAUAUGACUCAGGAUUCAACCUUUGAGUUUGAGAGAAAGCAAAACAGGCCAGAGAGAUAUGACAGGAAUCUUGCGGAGAACGUCCUCAAGGCCAUUCCAAAGAUUGAAAAGAUCAGAUUCACCAGGGAGGAGAGGCACCAUAAGAAUAGAAUGAAGGGCAAGAAAGAAAAGAUACAAAAGGAGGCAGCAAAGGAGUUGGAGCAGGGCAUCAGGUUGGUCAAAUCUCCUUUGGCCCUUCAGAAGGACCCAUCUCUUACAUUACCACAAAAGAUCAAAGUCUCUGUUUCCCAACGGCAAUCAGAGGACAACAAUGCGAUGGAGCAGUGAUGUCAAUGCUGCACUCUGUGUGUGUGUGUGUUUCA
This is a messenger RNA of Arachis ipaensis, 1260 nucleotides long. Lineage: Eukaryota; Viridiplantae; Streptophyta; Magnoliopsida; Fabales; Fabaceae. The record is from RefSeq and is a predicted model, not a curated record.